AUGUUCUGUCCCAGGCGUUUUGGUACCAAAUGCACGGCCUGCCAGCAGGGAAUUCCUCCAACCCAGGUGGUACGGAAAGCCCAGGACUUUGUCUAUCAUCUGCAUUGCUUUGCCUGUAUCAUCUGCAACCGUCAACUGGCCACGGGUGAUGAAUUCUACCUCAUGGAAGACGGGCGCCUGGUCUGCAAAGAGGACUACGAGACAGCCAAACAGAAUGAUGAUUCAGAAGCUGGAGCUAAGCGGCCACGAACCACCAUCACAGCCAAACAGUUGGAAACGUUAAAAAAUGCCUAUAAGAACUCCCCCAAACCUGCCAGGCACGUACGGGAGCAGUUGUCCUCAGAAACAGGUCUGGACAUGAGGGUGGUGCAGGUUUGGUUUCAAAAUAGGAGAGCCAAAGAGAAACGUCUGAAGAAGGAUGCCGGGCGGCACCGUUGGGGACAGUUCUACAAGACUGUGAAGAGGAACCGCAGUGGCAGCAAACAUGAGAAGGAGAGCUCCGCGGAGGACUGUGGGGUUAGCGACAGCGAGCUGAGCUUCCGAGAAGAUCAGAUCCUCUCAGAGCUUGGCCACACCAAUAGAAUUUACGGCAAUGUUGGGGAUGUUGCUAGUGGACAGUUAAUGAAUGGAAGCUUCUCCAUGGAUGGGACAGGACAAUCUUAUCAGGACUUGAGGGAUGGAAGUCCCUAUGGAAUUCCUCAGUCUCCGUCCUCUAUAUCAUCCCUUCCUUCCCAUACUCCCUUGCUUAAUGGUCUGGAUUACACAAUGGACAAUAAUUUAGGAAUUAUAGCACAUGGAGGGCAGGGGGUGAGCCAGACGCUAAGGGCAAUGGCUGGGGGACCAACCUCUGAUAUUUCUACAGGAAGCAGUGUAGGCUACCCAGACUUUCCAACGAGCCCUGCCUCUUGGCUGGAUGACAUGGAUCAUCCUCCUUUUUAA
Messenger RNA from Alligator mississippiensis (American alligator), 939 nucleotides. RefSeq names its product LIM homeobox 4 (gene LHX4). Lineage: Eukaryota; Metazoa; Chordata; Crocodylia; Alligatoridae. The transcript is spliced from 5 exons. Gene Ontology annotation, biological process: regulation of transcription by RNA polymerase II; neuron differentiation. The record is from RefSeq and is a predicted model, not a curated record. Gene Ontology annotation, molecular function: DNA-binding transcription factor activity, RNA polymerase II-specific; RNA polymerase II transcription regulatory region sequence-specific DNA binding. Gene Ontology annotation, cellular component: nucleus. Bases 1 to 939 code for a protein of 312 amino acids.